Acanthopagrus latus (yellowfin seabream) is the source of this 4701-nucleotide messenger RNA. RefSeq names its product reticulon 4a (gene rtn4a). Gene Ontology annotation, biological process: neuron differentiation; brain development; endoplasmic reticulum tubular network formation. The record is from RefSeq and is a predicted model, not a curated record. Lineage: Eukaryota; Metazoa; Chordata; Actinopteri; Spariformes; Sparidae. Gene Ontology annotation, cellular component: postsynaptic density; neuron projection. The transcript is spliced from 10 exons. Bases 404 to 3505 code for a protein of 1033 amino acids.
ACUCUGAGCUCCUCCUGAAGUUUGGAGCUGCUUCAUGGAGGAGGUGUCUCAUUAUGCCUCCGCUCUGGUGGGCGGGGUCAGUGUCUCAUUUGACGCGGUCUGAUUGGACACGGCUGGUGUCACUCAGGGGUUAAGCUACAGGUAAUUGGUCAGCGGAGUUCCUCUCAUCUCCUUCUCAACUCGACGGUGUCCAUCUGAGACUCGGGUCCGACUCUGUGGCGACUGUCGUGUGGCGCACUUGUCCAACUUCGUCCGGUGUCGACAGCAGACUUACCGGAGGGGAUUCCCGGUGCGGUUUCACAGCUCAUCCCGGUAGAACUUUGUCACAGGAGGUAACUGAGCCAGAACUUUACCGAAACAUAAACUUUUUCCACCUCAGAAGACAGUUUGAAAAAAAAGAAAAAUGGCAGACAGCGUGGAGCAUGAAGUCUCUUCCACCACCCCUCUAUUCAGCGAGGACGUGCACCACUACCAGGCCGAGCCGGACUCCGAGCUGGACCAGCCCAAACCAGACCUCUUCAGCGCAGAUGAUAUUGUGGACUUGGUCGGCGGGGCUCAGGACGCCAUCAACCGCCACUUCGCUGAAGACAGUGCGCCACACGAGUCCACGGAAACUUCCCUCUCUCCUCCAGAGGAGCCGGUAACGUUACUGGAGCCGGAACCGGUGUCGGUGCCAGAGCCUGAGCCUGAACCUGAGCCUGAACCUGAGGUAGAGACUGCCGCCCCAGACUCCACCAGCUUCUCUUUUGUUCCUGAAACUGCUUCAUUUGCAGAGGAGCCUGAAGUCGUCGCCCCCGAAGCCGAACCGGAGAGUACAACGAUCAUUCCGGAGCCACAGGCUGCCCCCGAGCCAGAACCUGCCCCGGAGAGCGACGCCCUCCCAGUGGCUGAACCCCGGAAAGCAGCUCCAGCCCCCGCAGAGGCAUCAGAGCAACCUGCGGUGACAGAGGAAGCACCGGCUCCAGCAUCGUGUCUUCUUCAGAGCUGGAGCCCAGACUACAGCAGAGAUGUACCUUCUCCUUCUAAAGCUCAGCCUCAUCCUCUGAUGCAAUUCCCUACAGCACUUGGGCAGAAGGGUGAUUCCCCUGCUCCCAUCUCUCCUCUCUCCCCUCUUCACUCCCCCGACUCUCUGGAGGAGCUCUCUCUGACCGAGAGUCCCAACCAGCCCCCUACUUCAGGAUCUACUGCACCCUUGGGCUCCUUCUCCACUGAACCCCCCACUAGUCAUUCCAAGGACAUGUCUUGGAUGAGUGAAGAGGGUGACUCUGGACCAGGCCAUAGUAAGAAUAAAGAAGACCUUCUAGAUCCAUUAGCUGGUCCUUACCUGAGUUUAGGGAAAGACCCAGGGCCUCAUAAUCCUUGCGAAGACAGUGGAGUUUCCUUUUCACCUGAGGAGAAGCUGAUUAGCUCAGACAGGUCCUCCACUGGCCCUUCCCCAGUGAACCCCCAGAUGAAGGUCCCUGAGUCUCACCUUGCCUCCUCUAACCCAACAGAGCACUGGGAUUCACCAUUCCUAUCAUCUCAAGACAACGCCAAGGUCUCCAUGGAUAACUUCUCCAAAGACACGACUCCCAUUAGCUCCUCCAGGUAUGAACAAGAUAUGCAUGGCAACCAGUCAGAUGAAGAAGAUGACCUCAUGUAUGAGGUGAAGAAGAAUAAUAACCCCUUUGAAGGCUAUUCCCCAUUGGCGGACAGUGGCUACUCCCACUUUGGAGACUCCAAGUCCGACAGCAGGGCCUCAAAAAUGUCAGAGAGCCCGACUCCAGAUCUGGUCCAGUAUGGUCAGACUGGAGAAUCCCAGGAUGCCCUGCCAUCUUUCUUGGAUGAGGGGAAAAUAUUUGAGACAAGCAAGAUGGCUGCUGACUCACUCAUGCAGUCAGUGAGUCAGUUCUCAUCUGGCCUCAAAGGUGAUGAUGAAGAGGAAGAGGAGGAUUCUGCUCUGCCACCCUCGCUUCCAGACAUCCUGAAGUCUUCUCCACUCAACCCUGACAAAAUCGACUCUGGCUCCUCAGAGGGAAGCCCGGAGGAGCAGAGUCCCAUUCUUGAACGCAGAAUGAUGGAGUCACCCAACCCUCCAAUCAAUUUGUCUGCCAACAACCCAUUUGCCUUUGAUGCUAAAGUGUCCCUGCUGAAAGAGAUGACUGAGGAGAUGGAAGUGAGAGCGGCCGACAAAGCAAAGGUUGAAGACGACAAAAGCUUUGGCGCAUUUGAUCUUGUGAAAGAGGCAGAGGAAACCACCCCUACUAAGGCAAAAGAAGAGGAACCUGUCAAGAUCGAGCAGAAAGAUUGGUUUUCAAGCCAUGAUUCUCCCAAAAUGACCGAAAAGUUUGAGCCACUUGACUUCCAGAGCAAAAAGACCCCUGGUGAGGACUCUGAUUCGGAGUCACCAACAGCAGACUCCCUGUCUCCAGUCCUGGAAGCUAUGGCCAAGAACCCCGCCAGCUUCCAGGUGGAAACUGAGACAAAGAACCUGGCGAUGGAGAUAGAAGAGCCAGAGGUGGCUGAGGAGAUCUCUGAGCAUGAAGUCUCCUCUGAGGAGUUUGAGUUCAUUGAGCGACCACCCAGGGGUGUCAUCGAUGAGUUUCUUGAGGCUCUGGAUACAUCUAAGUUUGCCUCCUCCAAUCCCCCAGAGAUCCCCAUGGAUGAUGAUUUGAGCUUUCAGCAGAAGGAUGUGGCUCCAGUUUCUGCUACUUCCCUACCUAAACUAGCCCCAACCCCCAAGGUUGAGGAGGAGGCUCCGAGUCAGAGCUCGUACCGCAUCCUCACCCCGGCCUCCCCCCAGAAGAGCAAGGCCGAGCUGGAGAAGCUCAACAUUCAGCAGCCCCCACCCCAGGUUCCACUCACCCAUUCCCCCAUCCGCAAACCAGAGGAGAUGGUCACCAAGAAGAGCAUGGAGGGCGCCAAACUGUUUAAGAUGCCAAACGUGAACAUAAGAGCAGUGGUGGAUCUCCUCUACUGGCGUGAUGUGAAGACCACAGGCGUUGUGUUCGGCGCCGCCCUGCUGCUCCUCCUCUCCCUGAUGGUGUGCAGCAUCGUCAGCGUGUGCUCCUACAUCGGCCUGGCUCUGCUCUCAGUAACCAUCUGCUUCAGGAUAUACAAAGGCAUCCUGCAGGCCAUCCAGAAGUCAGAUGAGGGACACCCAUUCAAGCAGUACCUGGACCAUGAGGUGGCGCUGUCUGAGGACAUGGUCCACAAGUACAGUGACAUGGUUCUGGCCAAGCUCAACAAAACCAUCAGUGAAUUAAGACGCCUGUUCCUGGUCGAUGAUCUGGUCGACUCCAUCAAGUUUGCCGUGUUGAUGUGGAUCCUGACCUACGUUGGUGCCUUGUUCAAUGGGCUCACUCUUCUUAUUCUGGGUUUGGUUGGAGCGUUCAGCUGCCCAAUCAUCUAUGAGAAACACCAGACUCAGAUCGACCACUAUCUGGCUCUCGUCAAUAACCAGGUCAAAGACGUUGUUGGAAAGAUCCAGGCAAAGGUGCCAGGGAUGAAACGUAAAGCGGAGUGAAGUAACGAAAAGUGGGAGUUUGGAUUCAGGAAGUCCUGAGAGGAAGAUGGUUGUUGGGGAGGGGGUUGUGUGAGGGGAGGGGAGGGGAGGGUGAGGUGGUUAUGAAGAGAGGCAUGAGGAGACGAGGCGUCUGGCGUGGCCGCAGCCCUUCUAACUUUGUUUGUCAAAAUAAUAAAAACACUUGUUUUCCACUUCAGAAUUCCUUUUUUUGUGUUUUCUGGAAAAGUUGAAGCAGGUCAGAGUUCAGCUGAGGUUUGCGACAUCGAUGUCGCCUUGAUGAUAUGUAAUUUUCUUAUUUUAAUGGAGUUUUGAAAUGUUUGUUUCUGUGAGAAACACAUUUUAAACUUCUGUAAUCUUCCCUCUUCCACCCAGUGCAAUGUGGGAGUAGAAUGCUCCUUCAUUUUGACUCGGUGGGGGUUGUGUUUGUCAUUUUGUGUUUUCCCUUCCCGCAGCCGAGCCGAGCGGAGAGAUAUGUCUUUCUUCCUCUGCCAUUUUUGUUAAAGUCGAGCAUCAAACGGCUCUUCAUUUGUAAUUUUUCUUAUUUUGGUAUUUUGAGUUCAGAGUUAGAGGUACUGAGUGAUUUAACCAUCGUGUCCCUCAAGCUUCGAGCUUGUUUCCUCUAUAACCUGCUGCGUGGUUUUUCCUCGAUGUGAUGAAUGAUGAAUUUGUGAAUGCCGUCUUUGACUCCUGAUGAGGCGGCAGGGAGGGGAGGGAUGUGGGGAGGGAGGGGAGGGUGCGGGGGCUUGUACUACCAUUUAAAGUCUUUCAUUGCUUCUCAGUAACUCUAGCUAGAAUCAUCUAGAAAACCUUUGCCAGACAAAUAAAACACAUGAAUUACAUAGAAGUUGUUAUUUCCAUGUCAUUGCAGCUGUCUAGUAAUGAAAACUCUGGAAGAAACACGUUUACAUUCAUCAACAUCAGAUAAAAUAUUUAAAAAGUGACAAAAAAAGAAAUGGGAUUUAAAGAAAAAAAUAAAUAACCAUACUGUCUGUGGAGCCAAUAUCUUAAUAAAGUUGCAACUUGAUGUGACUUUGGGAAACCUUCAAGCAUUUGUUUGUUAUGCAAGUAUAAUUGUGAAUGAUAAACUUCAUACUUCAAUUGUGACGAUAAAAAGCUUCCAGCCGGGAGCCGUGUUUGUGGAAUGCAUUGUGAGAUGUAAACAAUUAUCAAUAAAGCUUCUAGACGAAGAAAAUCCA